AUGACCAAUGGCGUUGUACUUCUCGACGGCCAAAAUGUUAAUGUCGUCGCCACUCCGUCUUCUAACCGAACCCGGUCUGGCCGCUCUGUACAAAAGCCAUCCCCACAUACUAUUGAGAAGGCAGUGAUGAAACAACCUUCUACAUCGGCUAAAUCAUCAACAAAAAAAAGGCAGCGCACGAAAGGCCAGGUAAAUAUCCUUUGCAUCAAGUGCAACCGAGGAAACAGCCCUUCAAACAACUUGAUUGUUCUCUGUGACGAGUGUGACACUCCGUGGCAUCAGAAGUGCCAUGAACCGAAGAUUGGCAAUGAAGUCAUUGAGACUGUGGAAGCCGAGUGGGCUUGCAGCGAGUGCAGGCCUGAGCAACGUCCAGCAAAACGCCAAAAGCAAACCUCAGCUCGCGGUCGUAAGCCAGCAACGAAGCGGUCUCCUCGGACCACAUCUGGUACUCAGACGCCUUCUCGGUCAAAUAAUUUGGACCGCCAGCAGCUGGUUCUCCCCACGGCAGGUGCUGCUAGAGCCAAGUCUCGAGUUGGCGGAGAAGCCUUGUCGGAACAGGAGCGACGGACAUACUUGACAUCUCUUUCACACGGGGAACUAGUUGAUCUCCUCUUGGUUGUCUCAAACGAUUUCCCUCGAUUCCCUAUCUUUCCUUCCAAUGUACAGCAAGACACCCAGGAAUCUAGUAAAUAUUCUCGACCUACGACUGCUCCCGAUCCCCCAUCAAAGACGACCAAAGCCAGCCCGGAAAAUGCAGCUCGCGCUGUCUCUGUCACUUUCGGAAACCCAGCUACUGAGAGCCUUUCAAAUCAAACACCCUUACUGAGGCAUAUCACCCCAGGCAGGCGAGCUCGUUCAACCACAACUUCCCCAGAAAUGUCCUCUGACCCCGCCUUAAGAGCUGUUGAGGCUGUCAGAGCUACAAAUUUUUACCCAAUUCACACUUAUGACGAUGAAGAUAGAACUCCGCGGCAGUCUGCUUCUCUGUUCGGGGGAUCUAUUUUUGGAGGAUCUCUGUCUAGAGCACCCUCGAUGCGUGUGCAAAAUGCUUCAGAUCCCGCGCAGAAGACUUAUUCUCGAUCAAUUCCUUCUAUGGAAUUGAUGCGCCCACCGUCGCCGGUGUCAUUCUCGGAAAAUGAGUCUGAGGUUGAUUCAGAGGAUUAUCGUUCUUAUGCUGAUGCUGGCGAGGGCUUUAGUGCUUCUUCGGAUGCGAAUGAUCGGCAUAUCAUGGCUGAGGCUGAGGAUUAUCCUACUUUCAGCCAUUCGCUCCGUGGGAAGAAGGGACAGGCUUGGAAUCUUGUUAAGACUUAG
Molecule: messenger RNA, 1311 nt
Organism: Penicillium antarcticum
Lineage: Eukaryota; Fungi; Ascomycota; Eurotiomycetes; Eurotiales; Aspergillaceae
Product: phf1/phf2 family PHD finger domain-containing protein
Exons: 1
Coding region: 1-1311 (436 amino acids)
Biological process (GO): regulation of DNA-templated transcription; chromatin organization
Cellular component (GO): nucleus
Molecular function (GO): DNA binding; chromatin binding
Source: RefSeq, a predicted model, not a curated record